Molecule: messenger RNA, 2049 nt
Organism: Acaulospora morrowiae
Lineage: Eukaryota; Fungi; Glomeromycota; Glomeromycetes; Diversisporales; Acaulosporaceae
Source: the annotation of a GenBank genome assembly
AUGUCACGAUCUAUAUACAAAUUUGGGACCCCAUGGUCGGUGACUUUACGUCCCCGCAGAUUAUUUCAAAAAUCAGGAGCAAGUCGUCGCGGAAGCGUGGUUGGCGCUUUAACUCACUUUAUGGGCAAACCAAGCAGCAUAACAAGCAGAAACAGUAGAAUAGAGUUUCCUUUUACUUUGGAUGAUCAGGAAAACUUGCGAGUAGCCGUGCAAGAGCAGACGGGGCAAGUCACUCAACUUCCUCAACCAGACUCGUUAGAGAAUCCCGACUCGAGUAAUGGCUCGGCAACAUCCCUUCGAAAAAAAGGAAGCAGGAAAUUUUUGAGCUUUAGCAAUAUCGCAAACAUAAAUAACAAUAAAAAUUCAAACUCGAGUACCUCAAAGAAACAAAAAACGCUUGUCCCAACGACGUUCAUGAUAACCAUCGAAGACAAAAAUCAAAUACUAUGCAUAUUCAGGCAAAUUUCGGAUUUCAUCGAUUUUGACCAGCAGCUUCGAAUCGAGUUCCCGAAAUUUCGUCCUACACUACCAUCGUUGGAUGACCGGAGGAAGUCUUUUAUUUUGACCAAACAUUUCUUCUUUCGUAAGUCGACCGCGGAAAAACUCGAGAGCUACUUGCGAAAAGUUGUUGGUGACUCCAAUCUAAAAAAUUCUCCUAGUUUGCGCGAAUUCUUGAGCGUUAGGCCUGAGAAGGAUUACAUAAGAUGGAAAAACGGUGCGCUCAACAAACAGACGCUCGAGAACAGGGUCUGCGCUUCUUCCUCUAGCCGGAUUCAUUCGAAACCGCAUAAGCCAUCUAUAGAUGAUUAUGAGUUAAUGAAGGUUCUUGGAAAAGGGUGCAUGGGCAAGGUAUUUUUGUCGCGAGAGAAAUCCACCAAUAGGUUAUAUGCCCUGAAGGCCAUUUCCAAAGAAUGGGUCAUUUAUCGUCAGGAAACAGAUCACACCAAAACAGAGCGUGACAUUCUCGCGGCGGUUACCACGAUCACUCAUCCAUUCAUAAUCAGACUACGUGACUCCUUUCAGGACAACAACCAUUUGUUUCUCGUGUUGGACUAUUACCCUGGAGGGGAUAUCGCCACCCAGUUGGCAAAAUGGCACAAAUUUGAUGACGCGAGGUGCCUCUUCUAUGCCGCCGAGAUAAUAUUGGGAAUCGAAGAAUUGCACCGCCUGGGAAUCGUUUAUCGAAUUCUUGAUACAAACACGUUCUGUGGAACCGCCGAAUACUUGGCUCCCGAAAUAAUACGUGCCGAGGAUUACAGUUAUCCGGUGGACUGGUGGAGCUUGGGAACUUUGAUGUACGAGAUGAUGACCGGGAUUACACCUUUCUGGGCCGAAGAUCAAAAUAGAAUGUAUCAAAGGGUAUUGGAAGAUGAAUUAGAAUUUCCUGAUGGGAUGUUGCAAGAAGCGAUGAGUUUAUUGCACGGACUGUUACAACGUGAUUAUCGAAACCGCCUCGGUUGCGGACCGAAUGGAUCCAUGGAGAUUAAAACUCACCCUUACUUCGAUUAUGUUGAUUGGGAUGACGUCUACCAUAAGCGAAUAUGUUCUCCGUACAUUCCAACCAUCGAUCACGAAACGGAUCUUCAAAACUUUGACGACACUUUCGUUCGAAUGUCACCAAAGUUAUCUAUGCCCAAACAAGAAAUCUCGCCGAGCAUGCAACAACAUUUUGCCGGCUACUCGUUUUCUGACAAACGCAAAAUGUUGAGAUCGAAAUCAUCCUCCCGCGUGAAAUCAAAUGUCGACAGGAAGAGUGUCAGCAGUUCUCUCGCCGGAAUCCAAUCUCACGGAAACCGAACGUCGGUGUACCAACACGGGUACGAUCAAUCUUAUCAUGACGAUUAUAGUGAAAUGUUAUACCACCACCGGGGCGUGGACAUUGCCAGCGAUAACAAGCAUUCUCGGUGUGGUGAUGACAUCAGUGAAUUUGAGCUAGAUCAAAAUUGCUAUAAUCGUUACACCGUCACAGCUGGUGAAUCCAAUAAAAAUCAUCAUCACUUCCAGAAUCCAAGGGUCUCACAAUACACACUAGACGGACUCUGGCAUUGA